GUAACCUUUCCUGUCUGCCUGGUUGGUGCGUUUGCGCCUCCUGUCUUGAAAUAGAGGUGAAGAAGAGUUUACUUUUCAGAGUUCGGUGUUUGCCUGGAGUAAAAAGGGUUUGCUGAGGCAGAAAGCCCCUCUUCACGGAGCUAAGAUGCUGAACAUGUGGAAGGUUAGGGAGUUGGUCGACAAAGCAACCAAUGUGGUGAUGAACUACUCAGAGGUGGAAUCUAAAGUCAGAGAGGCCACCAAUGAUGAUCCCUGGGGACCAUCAGGACAGCAGAUGAGUGAAAUCUCUAGAGCCACGUUCAUGUACGAGCAGUUCCCAGAUGUGAUGAACAUGCUGUGGGCCCGCAUGCUGAGAGAUAACAAGAAGAACUGGAGGAGAGUCUACAAGUCACUGCUGCUGCUUUCCCAUCUCAUCAAGAAUGGUUCAGAGAGGGUUGUUACCAGUUCCAGAGAACAUCUGUAUGACCUGAGGUCAUUAGAAAGCUACCACUUUGUAGAUGAAAAUGGGAAGGACCAAGGUGUGAACGUGCGUCAGAAAGUGAAGGAGCUGGUGGACUUUGUGCAGGAUGACGACCGGCUCAGGGAAGAACGGAAAAAGGCGAAAAAGAACAAAGACAAAUACGUUGGGGUCUCUUCAGACAGUAUGGGAUACCGCGGUUACUCGGGGGACAAGUUCGAGUCCAGCGAGAGCCGGCGGGAAAAGUGGGACGACGACUGGGAGAAGAAUAAAGGACAAUUUCCCUUCAGCGAGAAGUUGGGCGAGAUUAGCGACAAAAUUGGCAGCACCAUUGACGAUACUAUAAACCGAUUUAGGAAGAAGGAAAGAGAUGACUCACCAGAUCGAUUCAGUGACCAUGAGGAUGACCGGGGUCGCUCGUCUCAAAACGGCCAGUCAGCAAAAGACUUUAAAGAUGAAGAGGAGACUGUUACCACCAAGAGUGUCCACAUAGUCCAAGCAACAGAGACCACAGCAACACGGAAGAGAGGAGGGGUCCCAUCCAGGAAAGUAGACCUGGGGGCUGCAGCCAGCUACAUGGGAGACAAAAGCCCCAACAGCACCACCAAACAGCCCCAGCCUGCAGCCCCACAGCCCACCAGCACCGGCCUGGCCGACCUACUAAUGGUGGACACAACACCGAGCAAGCCUGCUGCUACAGACCUGAUCGGUGGGUUCGCUGACUUCUCCUCGCCUUCUGCCUCCGUCGGCCUCUCCUCAGUAACUGCAGUACCAGCCGCAAGUAGUAACGGAGAGUUUGGAGAGUGGAACGCCUUCCCCGGAGGUCAGAUGCCAGCAUCUGUCCAGACUGUUGACAACAGUGGAAACGACCUUUUUGGAGGGAUGACAGCAGGUCCCGCCUUGGCCCCUGCUCCCACCCCCAUCUCAGCUGCAGGCACGGCUCCUCCCUCUGCAGACCUGUUUGACUUGAUGGGGCCAACGCAGUCCCUCACCUCCUCGCAGAGCCUCAACUUCAGUAUGAGCAGCACACAGAGCAUGAGCUCCACAGUCCUGGCCCAGUCUAUGUCGCAGCCUCUCCAAAACAUGGGGGGUUCUCUCAUGCCCCUCCAGCCUCUGCAGCCUGGAAUGGCCUCUCAAGGUGCUGGAGCCAAAGUGUCCCUCCCCCCAACCUGGUCGGACCCCUCAGUUAACAUCAGUCUGGACUUCCUUGGUCCAGGCAUGCAGCAGCCCAAGCAGAGCCAGCCUACACUCAACACCCUCCAACAAGGCAACCAGGCACCUGCCAACAUGCUCUCCCAGGGAUUUUCCAGUAUGAGCCUUGGACCUACAACAGUCAGACCUUCUGCAAAUCCUAUGAUGCAUCCUAAUGCUGGUUUGGGAAUGGGCAUGGGUAUGGCCCCCAACCAGGGCAUGAUGGGGAUGGGCAUGAACAUGGGGAUGCCACAGGCAGGUAUGACCAUGGGGAUGCCCGCUUCCAUGGGGAUGGGGAUGAACGCUACAAUGGUCCAACAGCCCAAACACGAUGCCUUUGCUGAUUUCGGCAAUUUUGGAAAGUGAUGGAGCUGGAGAGCGAAGAUAGUGGAGCAGUAUCAGCCUCUCUCUCUCUCUCUCUCUCUGUCUCUCCGUCCAUUGGUAAAGGAUUGUUAAGAGCUGCAAACAAAGAGUACUUGAAUAUAUUAACUAUCACAUACCAACACCCUGCAAUCUCCUUAAUUUUUUUUAAGUAAUGCCGUGUAGUGAUAUGGAUCUAAAUGAAUGUGUGUGGGUUGUGUUUGAACCAAUGAUCUGUCUACUCUGGGGUUCUGGUCAGACGCACACUGAUGGCUGUGUGCCUCGUCCGUUACUCUCCAGUCAGGGAGAAGAGGGAAGAGUGAAUGUCGGGGAUUUGCUUUAUAACUUCAAUCAAGUCAAAUCACCAGAAUAGCAAAAAAAAAUCUAUCAGUAGCUGCAUAAUUCUUGUAAGAUAUAUUCUCAGUAACUUUACAUGAUCAGCCAUUUUAACUUUCUAAUGUACAUUUAAGAAUGUCAAGUUACCUCUUUUUUUUUGUCCUUGCUCUUCCUUUAAACUGUAAAUAUAAAUCUGCAGCCCUUAUAGAUAAGUUAUGAAGUUCUGAUAUGAGAGGUAGUGACGGUGUUGAAUCAUACAGACCAAAUCUGAGAUGAAUUGAGACCGAUGACGGAGCACAUUGACACCUUCUCUUUGUACAUACCUGUCCACACACUCCAAACGUGGCCCGUCAGUGCUGCAGUUCAUGAAUGAGUGGAGUGAAGGCGGUUGAUUCAUUGGAGCGUCUCCUUUAAUCGACCAUCAUUUUGUGGCCUUUCUUAUUGCUAAAUAAAUUAUCUAUUUUACUUAUGAAGAUUAUAAUCAGUUUGCAUCCAAAUGAGAUAAUCAGUAGGUAGAAGGAGCCUCAUACGGGGGGGGGGGUUGUGGGUUCUUCAUAAUAGUGCCUGAAAGACCUUGUUUUCCUCUUCAGUUAUCCUCUUUGAAGGACACAUUGUGACUGUGCAGUGUUGAGGAUGGAGCUUCUGUACGAUGUACAAAAGAUGUCUGUGUACUGUCUGCUCAGAUAUCAAAUGCAAUUGUAUAAUAAUUUAACUCAAUCUGUUUUGUUUGUCCCACACACAUUGUUCUAGUUUCCACUCAAUUCAGAGAGAAGAAUCUAACUUAACUCAACACCUCGAGUGUUGAUGCCGACUGUUAUUAUAAUCAUGCAUCGAUCUGUUGUCUGUUCAAUGUUCACCUGUGUGUCCGGGUAAACGCUGCCUUCUUACCUUCCAUCUUCACUAUUGAUACACAUAAAAAAAACAGUGUUGCUGUCAUAACCGUCCUCACCAGUCUGCAGGCUCUUUAGAUCAUCAUAAUGAUGGUGUGAGAGGAAGCAGUCUGUACACACCCAGUAUGUAAUAAUGGUUGGAUGAGGAUGUGUUGUGGGACAGCGCAUAAUAAACAAUUCAGCUGUACAGCGUGCACCUGACCUGUCAGACGUACAAAGCAUUGCUCUUCAGUGGUUCAAGUGCCUGUCGAUGGUUCUCUCCUGACCCUUGUAAUAAGUGAUUGAUAAGUGACUCUUGGCUGCCUGACAUUUUGAGUUUGUCAACGAUCAGAUAAAUAAUUCACUGACCAGAGCAGAGGGCAGUGGAUUGUGCAGCGCCAGGAGGAUUCAAAGUUGUGCUCUCUCCAGCUCUCCCAAGGGCUCAAGAGGCUGAGCACACUAACACAUAGUAGCUUUGUACGAGUCUUGAAGAAUUAAAAUGACCAAAAUCUGUUUGCUGUUUUUUCUAAAAUAUAUCAGUAGAGGUUGUUUAAUGCAUUUUUUUCUACUUCAAAUUGUUUUGAUUUUCUCUGAAAUGGGAUUGUUACUGAAACACUAGCAUAUGCAAAUGUAAAAAAAAAAAAAUCUUUUGAGAAAACUUAAUUUUUGCAUUUUUUUCCCAUUUUUAUUUGAUUUACACAUCAAGAUUCUUUAUCUACGACAUUAAACAGUUGAUUGAAAUGUG
Labrus mixtus (cuckoo wrasse) is the source of this 3958-nucleotide messenger RNA. RefSeq names its product clathrin interactor 1a (gene clint1a). Bases 146 to 2014 code for a protein of 622 amino acids. Gene Ontology annotation, molecular function: clathrin binding; phospholipid binding. NCBI's taxonomy places the organism in Eukaryota, Metazoa, Chordata, Actinopteri, Labriformes, Labridae. The transcript is spliced from 12 exons. The record is from RefSeq and is a predicted model, not a curated record. Gene Ontology annotation, cellular component: plasma membrane; endosome; clathrin vesicle coat. Gene Ontology annotation, biological process: endocytosis.